GGACCUCCCUUCCCGGAGAAUGGCCCAGAGGUCUCCACAGGAACUCUUCCACGAGGCAGCCCAGCAGGGCAUCCUGGCCCAGCCCCGGCCUUGGUGGAAGAUCCAGCUGUUCAUGUGGGAACCGGUGCUGUUCGGGACCUGGGACGGUGUGUUCACAUCCUGCAUGAUCAACAUUUUUGGCGUUGUCCUUUUCUUGAGGACCGGCUGGCUGGUGGGCAACACGGGUGUGCUCCUGGGCCUGCUCCUGGUGUCCUUCGUCAUCCUCGUGGCGCUCAUCACGGUGCUAUCCGGCAUUGGCGUCGCAGAGCGCGGCGGGAUGGGCAGCGGCGGCGUCUACUCUAUGAUCUCCUCGGUCCUUGGCAGGCAGAUGGGAGGCACAGUUGGGCUGCUGUACGUGUUUGGACAGUGUGUUGCAGGUGCCAUGUACAUCACUGGCUUGUCUGAGUCGAUCUCGGAUCUGCUGGACCUUAGGAACAUCUGGGCAGUGCGAGGAAUCUCCGUUGCUGUGCUUCUGGCAUUGCUGGGCAUCAACCUGGCAGGCGUGAAGUGGAUAAUCCGCCUCCAGUUGCUGCUGCUGUUGCUGCUGGCAGUCUCGACCCUGGACUUCGUGGUGGGCUCUUUCACUCACCUGGACCCAGUGACACCCAGAAGGGCUGACUCCUAUACGGAAGGGGUACUCAGGACUCGCCUCAUGGCCAAGGGCCUGGCGAUGGAUCACCCUGGCUCCCCUGAAGUGCUGCAGCAAGCUCUGCUGGAAGGACGGGGUGCUUCUUCCUGGCCUUGCAGCACCCUGAAGCAGUGGCUCUCACACUGCGGGAGACAGACUGGCCUUGGGCCGCCCGACUCUAUGAAGAGAGAAGCAGUUUACCGAGUCCCUGACUCCCAGGUGCCCUCCUCGCACAGACACAGUUGCUAA
Acomys russatus (golden spiny mouse) is the source of this 916-nucleotide messenger RNA. RefSeq names its product solute carrier family 12 member 8-like. Bases 20 to 916 code for a protein of 298 amino acids. Gene Ontology annotation, cellular component: membrane. The record is from RefSeq and is a predicted model, not a curated record. Lineage: Eukaryota; Metazoa; Chordata; Mammalia; Rodentia; Muridae. Gene Ontology annotation, molecular function: potassium:chloride symporter activity. The transcript has 5 exons. Gene Ontology annotation, biological process: chloride transmembrane transport; chloride ion homeostasis; cell volume homeostasis.